This is a messenger RNA of Talaromyces amestolkiae, 3561 nucleotides long. RefSeq lists its product as uncharacterized. Gene Ontology annotation, biological process: transmembrane transport. NCBI's taxonomy places the organism in Eukaryota, Fungi, Ascomycota, Eurotiomycetes, Eurotiales, Trichocomaceae. Gene Ontology annotation, cellular component: membrane. The transcript is spliced from 7 exons. Bases 1 to 3561 code for a protein of 1186 amino acids. Gene Ontology annotation, molecular function: transmembrane transporter activity. The record is from RefSeq and is a predicted model, not a curated record.
AUGGCUGAUGCCGCAGUCGAGACAAUCUCCGUCUUGAAAGUGGCCCGACUUUGUGCCGUUCUAUUCGGCCGUUGCUCGUCUUCGGUCAAUCUUAAUUCGGCGGUAAAAGAAGAGCUUUUAAAUGAGCAGGGACGACUGAAGAUAUGGGCAGGAAACAUCGGUAUCUUUGCGACUGGCACCGCGUCUGCAGAUUACCGAUUGCGAGACGAUCCAGAUAUCAAGGAGGUCAUGGUUUCAAUGCUCGAUAGGCUGAGAAGCACACUCCAGAGGAUACUUGAACUGCCCAAAGUCGAUGAGUUGGCAGAAGACGAAGAGAGAGGCGCAAUUAAUGAUGAAGGCUCAGAGGAAUCGACAUCGUCUUCUGACGCCUCACUUGUGCUUGAUAUCGACGAAGAAGAAGAAAAUACUAAAAUAUGCAAGACUACCAUAACAAACCUUUACCGGCUUUCUGCUGCCAUCAAGAAGCCCGCCUCAUAUAACGAAGAUGCGAAAGUCAUGAAGUUCAUGCAAAAGGCAAAGGCAAAAGCAGAAGAAGCUGGCGGAGAAGAUGUCAUGUCCGAUUUAUUGAUUCAUCUGAAGUGGCUAUUUGGCCUUCGGUACAAACAUAUAUCACCAAAGAUCGCAGAUCGACUCAUUGAUGCAAUCGUAUUUCGACGCAAGAGACUCGAAUAUCGCAAGAGGCACCGAGAAAAACUUCAUCAUGGAGUAGAGGACGCAUUUGCCUCACAGUCUGACGAGGCUGUCCACUUCAAUAACGAGACAAUUCAACAGAAGAACAUAGUUCAGCAACACAUUGUACGCACACGCAGGGUGCAUCUCCCUAACAAGGGCGAUACAAGUAAAUUGAGAUUGGACACGUUGUCAGCAACCGAUGCAUCAUCGGUCAACCGUUUGAAGGUGUCUCCUUAUCCUAAAUCAAUUGCUCUGUCGGGCGUCACAAAAUCAGGCAUAGCCCGGAGAGAACAGCUCGACGUACCUCAUGCUCCGACUGUUGACAUACAAGGCAAGGAAGUCAUAUGUCCGUAUUGUUUUCGGGUUGUAGAUAGUGCCGAUGUUCAAGGUCAUCGUUGGACGCGUCAUUUGUUGAAAGACCUUGAACCAACAACCGAUGAAUGGAUCAGUCAUAUGCAAUGGCAGCACACUCUUACUUGGUUCUGUCCGAUUUCUCAGCACAGGGAAGCGUGUUUCUACUCCAAAGACGAUCUGGCAAGCCAUCUACGAUCAGAACAUGCUGGUACUUUCUCCCAGUCUCAGCUCGACGUUUUCACUCAGAAGAAUGCUCGUCCCGCAUCAGACUUAUUUGAGAUAUUAGCCGGCCAAAGCAGGGCCAAUUUUGGAACUCCGUCAGAUUGUCCAUUGUGUCUCUUCUCGGCAUCUGAUGUAAUUUCACCGCCAGAGAAAAAGCCACGCGACCAGUCCAUUGACAGUUCAUCACUGGCCGUCCCGGAAACAGAUAAUAGUCGCGAAAAGAUCAUUCGAAAUCACAUUGCCUUACAUCUAGAAGAGUUUGCUUUGCUGUCACUACCAGAGAAGGAGUAUAGUGAGGAUGCUGACCCUAGUCUCGGCCUCGAGCAAUCAGAAAGCAAUGGAACAGGUAGAGAUGAGGAAGACAUGCCCUCUCUCAUGUUUAGCAGCUCCUCUGAAGAGGAAUCGGACGAUGAACUCGCCACAGAUCAGAACGUCAAAAUAGUAUUAUCUGACGAAACCGACUACCGAUUCCUAGACCCAGACGAAGCAAACACAAUCGACCAAAUCUGGAUGCACGUAAUUUCAUAUCGACAAUCCAUUAGUGACCAGCCGGAGCCCCUCGACAUAUCGCAAGAUCCGACAUUGCAAACAUUUUUGCAACGGGCCCGAAUGAGUCAGAGCCGAGCCACCAUACCGAUGAUCGUUAUUAUAGAUGAGAAUGGUAUCCAGACAUAUGAGGAUACGGGGGAGGAUAUAACUAAGAUGCCGGAAUCAUCGUCGGGAGCAGCAGACGAAAUCAAUAUAACUCAAAAUUAUAAAACUGAAACACCAACGGUGGCCGAAAGCCACACGACUAAAACCAUGAAUCUCAAGCCAGUUCUAACAACAGAACCCUAUCCCGCCGAGGCAGAAAAAGGACAAGCUACAACGCCCUUCGCCCACCAAGUCGCAGACAACGACAUCAUGAACCCGCCAACUACAGAGGAAGAAGAGCAGUUACCCAAAGAAGAGCAACUCCGCCUUGAGAAGAAACUGCGCCUAAAAGUAGAUUUGCGCUUAUGCACAAUCGCUGGAUUACUAUGUAGUCUGAACCUACUCGACUCUGGGAUUAUAUCCUCUGCAUCAGUGACGAGCAUGAUCUCCGAUUUGGGCCUUGAGGGUAAUCGGUAUUCAGUGUCGAUUUUUAUUUUUACGGUUUCUAGUGUGGUGUUUCAAUUACCCUCCACAAUCGCCGUGCGAUUUGUCGGCCCGCGGAUAUGGUUUGCGCUCAUCACGUUCUGUUUUGGCCUCAUUACGCUGUGCACUGCAUUUGUGCAGACGUGGCGGCAGAUGAUUGCCCUGCGCGUUUUGCUGGGUAUUUCCAUGUCCGGGAUCUAUCCCGGGUUGACGUAUCUAAUAAGUACAUGGUAUACACGCAAAGAGCAGCAAUUGCGAUUCGCGUUCUUGCAAUCUGGUGAAGUUUUGGUGCUCGCAACAGGGAAUAUAGUGAACUAUGGACUGAAUCAUCUCGACGGUCACGCCGGACUCGCGGGUUGGCGGUGGAUGUACAUCGUACAGGGCCUAAUCACCUGUCUAAUUGGCAUCGUAACAUAUUGGUGGAUGAUCGAUUUCCCCGAGAAGGCUGCAAAGUCAGUCUGGUUCCUGUCUGAGCCGGAGAUUGAGCUUGCCAUGGAACGGAUUAGAGCUGAUAGAGACGAUGUUGUCCCUGAUCCAUUUUCGUGGAAGAAGGUUGCGGUCAAUUUCUUGGACCCGAAGUUGUAUGGGUUCGCGGUAUUGUUUUUCUUGCUGAAUCUAGUGUCGACGUCGAUGUCGUAUUUCCUGCCUAUCAUUCUGGAGUCUGGGAUGGGAUUCUCGGAGAAUGCCAGUAUUGUACUUUCUGCGCCGCCAUACUACUGGGCCGUAAUCCCAGUCCUCCUGACCUCUCUAAUGGGCGAUAGAUUCCGCCUCCGCGGCCCAGCAAUCAUCUUCAACGCCCUUGUCCUCAUUGCAGGCUUUCUAAUGUUCGGCCUCCCAAUCUCCCACCAAGUCACAGUUCGGUACAUCGGCACCUAUCUCACUACGGGCGCCUAUGUCUCAAACUGGGCGGCCCUAAAUGCGUAUCAGGCCAACAACAUCGUCGGCCAAUGGAAACGAGCAACUAUCGCCGCGGCCGUGACGGCUUGUAAUGGCCUGGGAGGCAUAGCAGGUAGUUUUAUAGUGCGGCAGCAGGAGGCGCCGUGGUAUCCGACAGCGGUGUGGGUGUCGAUUGGCUCGCACAUAUUGAUGAUUGUGAUUGUGGGUGGGUUUACGGUUUAUUUCAAGAUGGAAAAUGAUAAGCAGAAAAGAAAGGGGAGGGUUAUUGAGGGGACGCCUGGAUUUAGAUAUACGUAUUAG